Molecule: messenger RNA, 1725 nt
Organism: Lachancea dasiensis
Lineage: Eukaryota; Fungi; Ascomycota; Saccharomycetes; Saccharomycetales; Saccharomycetaceae
Source: the annotation of a GenBank genome assembly
AUGAGUCCCACACCUUCUCCACCUUCACACGCCACGGUAUUGGAAAGUGUGUUCGUCGACCUUCUCUUCUCGCCAAGGGGUACCGAGCCCUUUUCGACCGCAACCAUCGGUACCAGCACGCACUCCUUGUUAUAUCGAGUCCAGUCGACGUCGAGCAAUGGGCGUUCAACCGCUACUUACCUCCAGCUGAUGAGCACUUCAUCGUCGGACGCCAGAGCAGAGGCGACGCCGCCCUCCGAAAGCUCUUCUGCUACUAUUGUCUUGAACAAUGUCUCGAGAGACCAAGAUGGCUCUUCCGCAACGAUAGCAUUGGCCAUUGGGCUUCCGCUUGGUGUCUUCUGUCUUGGGUUCUGUCUCGUCGUCUUUUAUUUGUGGUGCCGCAGACAAAAUGCUAUGCUGUAUCCACAGACACCGUUCCAGGCUAGGUCGGGCGCCCCGUUCCCUCCUCGCCGUCUGCGUUCCAAGGUGUGGACUCGGUUGUUCCAUCCAGAUUCCAGUCAAUGUUACUACAGUGAAAAAUAUGGAUCGCGCUCCGUCCCAUCGCACCAAGACAGCGGUGCUACCAUCAGCUACAAAAUUACCUCCAUAGAUCCUGAAUCCGAGCCCGUUUCCAAGCACAUCCAAACCCCCGACAAACUGGCAUUCCCCGUUAGCAAAAGUUUCAGUUCUAACCAAAUCAACGCUUUGCUGUAUUCGAAACCUCCAGGGAUUCAAUCUAUUGGCUCUGCUUUGCCCACAGCAAAUGCUCCUUCUGACAGCAGCAUACGCACGACGCAAAAUGCCAUUUCUCCCGAACCUGGGGCAUGGAAUUACGAAUCACCGUUGUCGAGGUGGUUUUUGACCAAAUCAACCUACCUUCAGGACCAAGUGAAGCAACCCUUGAAGUCUUCCACUGUUAUGCUCAAGCAACUGAACAUUCUAUCUAGAGUUUCAAGGAAUCGCGUACAAAGCUUUCUUCCGGAUGAGAGCUCGCCCAUUUUGAGCAAUGCUAUCUCUCCUGUAGAUAGAGAUUCCUACGUGGCGGAGAAAGGAGAUCCACUGGUAGUCAGAAGUACAUCUCCGAAAGCACUUUCUACUUUCAAAAGCUCGUCUGCUAACAUUAGAGAUACCAGGCUCAUGAAUUCCAAAGACAUCUCCAACUUCAACCCAUAUUCACAUUCGACCACCUCGGUGGCUGCCAUCAAACCACAAACUAUUGCGCCUUCGAAGAUUGAUGCCGUUACUUUGCGGAAACCGAUGCCGAAAUUUUUAAAAGACGAUGGCAAGCUCCUUGGACCUCCAGCUUCGACUAACAAGAAGCAUCAAGGGCAUGAUCAGAAGCUGGAAAAACAUUUGAAUACUGUGAAAUCAGUGAAGCCACUUCCGCUCACUCCGAAUAUUAAGCAGACUACUGCGGAUGAAUUUUCUCGUCCACAUUCCUUGCAGCUAGUAGGCAGACGAGUGCCGGCCUUGAGUCCACCAACUUCAGAAACCCUUCAGAUUUGUGAGGUGGUCCGAGCCUACGAGCCUAAUUUGACCGACGAGAUAUCAAUUAAAAAUCACGAGUAUGUGCGGUUACUGGCGAGACAUACAGAUGGCUGGUGCUUGGUCGAAAAGUGCCAACCAUCUGGUAGUCCUUUAGAUGCUAGCAAUGAUCCCAAACACUGCAAAAUUGAUGGGGAAUUUUACUUAAAUGACUAUCGUGGGAUAGUUCCUGGCGUUUGCCUUAAAGAUGUUGAAGGCUAA